Messenger RNA from Cadophora gregata, 846 nucleotides. It is a transcript of the gene EGD1, whose product is annotated as Nascent polypeptide-associated complex subunit beta. NCBI's taxonomy places the organism in Eukaryota, Fungi, Ascomycota, Leotiomycetes, Helotiales, Ploettnerulaceae. Gene Ontology annotation, cellular component: nascent polypeptide-associated complex; cytosol. The record is from RefSeq and is a predicted model, not a curated record. The transcript is spliced from 2 exons. Bases 403 to 846 code for a protein of 147 amino acids.
GUACGUACCCCGACCACCUGCGCAAGCUGCCGAAGAAGCCUUUCGGCUGUGCGAAGAAGAAAAUUUGCUGACAAACGCCUGGACAGCUACACUUACGGUCUCCUCAACCUCCCUCACCUAAAUACCCGCGAUCUGUGACGAAGGUCGUACUACCGCCAUCAUGGAUAUGGAAAAGUUGAAGAAGAUGCAGCAGUCGGUACGAAUUGGUGAGUGCAGCUCCAAGGGAAUCUGCAGGGCUUCUGCGGCUCUGGGAUCCAAUUGCAGCUCCAAGACCCCAGAGCUCCGCCUUGUGUUGAUCAAAUACUAACUUUCUACUGCAGGGUACGUUACAUUUUCUUCUACAUCGAGAUGAGCACGAAGGAUACGACUGGGACACAUAAGAUAGCUAUAUAGAAUACAUUGAUGCUGACAAAAGGCAAUAGAGGAAAGGGUACCCCAAGAAGAAAGGUCAAGAAGGUUCAUAAGACUGGCGGUGUCGACGACAAGAAGCUCCAGACCGCGCUCAAGAAGCUGAAUGUCCAACCUAUCCAAGCCAUUGAGGAGGUCAACAUGUUCAAGUCUGACGGAAACGUCAUCCACUUUGCCGCCCCUAAAGUCCACGCCGCCGUCCCCUCCAAUACCUUCGCCAUCUACGGAAACGGUGAAGACAAGGAGCUCACUGAACUCGUCCCCGGUAUCCUCAACCAGCUCGGCCCAGACUCUCUUGCCUCCCUCCGAAAGUUGGCUGAGAGCUACCAAUCCAUGCAGAAGGCCGAGGGUGGUGAGGGCAAGAAGGACGAGGAUGAUGAUGAUGAUGACAUCCCGGAUUUGGUCGCCGGUGAGACUUUCGAGGACAAGGUCGAAUAG